This is a messenger RNA of Stereum hirsutum FP-91666 SS1, 1848 nucleotides long. RefSeq lists its product as uncharacterized. The record is from RefSeq and is a predicted model, not a curated record. Lineage: Eukaryota; Fungi; Basidiomycota; Agaricomycetes; Russulales; Stereaceae. The transcript is spliced from 3 exons. Gene Ontology annotation, molecular function: protein kinase binding; cyclin-dependent protein serine/threonine kinase regulator activity. Gene Ontology annotation, biological process: regulation of cyclin-dependent protein serine/threonine kinase activity. Gene Ontology annotation, cellular component: nucleus; cyclin-dependent protein kinase holoenzyme complex. Bases 53 to 1114 code for a protein of 353 amino acids.
GUCCGCCCUCAGCUGCUCACUCCCUCCAACGACAUAUCCACCAACCCCAGCGAUGUUCUUCCCAACAAUUCACAAAGCAAGUCUCGUAGACGCCUCUCUUCACCCGCCUGCUCUUCUCGAGCUCGUCGAUGUCAAGCUCGACCGAACUGUCACUGAAUAUCUCAUCGACUCUGUCGUCGAGACAGUCGACUACGCCCUCGGGCGUCCAUCUCCCUCGCGCCGUGGUCGGUCUCUCCACCGCCACUCAGAAAACUCCGCAUUCGCCACCUGCGUAUACAACGUGAUCGAACGCGCAGAGGUUGAGAUGCCAGUCGUCCUCGCUACCCUUGUCUACCUCCAGCGCGCAAAGCCUCAUCUCCACAUCGCGCUCGAGGAGUGGGCUUGCGAACGUGUGUUCCUCGGUGCUCUCAUCGUUGCUUCUAAGUACUUGAACGACUCUUCUUUGAAGAACGUCCACUGGGCAGUAUGCACCGGGGUCUUCGGCAAGCGUGACAUUGGCCGCAUCGAGCGGGAAUUCCUCGAUGUCCUCGACUUCGAGCUCGGUGUCUCCGAAUCAGAUAUCCUCUCCCUUCACGAGCCCAUCAUGGCCAUUGUCUCGCCUCCCUCGCACCAUUACCGUUCUCAGAUCUCGGCGAUCGUCGAGACACCGUCUUCGUUCAUGGACGUCGACCUCAGUCCUUCGUCUUCGUCUUCAGAUUCUUCCGAACUCGAGUCUUCCAGCCCCACGAUCUCAGUCUCGCAUUCGAAUUCGUCAGAAGAGAGCGAUCUGUCCUUGUCGCCCAGGACGCCACCCACACUCGUGGACGGACAUGAACCGGAAGUCGUCAAGCCACAGAUCGCACAUCUCGCCGUUUCCGACUCUCACUCACAUCCUCAUCAGGAACACUCUGUUCCUCAUUCGCAUCAUCCUGAGAAACGUCACAGCGUCUCAGCUUCCACGCUCCGCCUCCUCCGUUCCUUCCCCAUGCCCGGUCGCCACCACACUAGCUGCUCAUCACACGCGCAGUUCUCUCAAGCAUCAGUGCCGCCACCACAUCAUCGUUCGACACAUCCGAGAUGCCAGAGUUCGUUGCCGCUGUUCCCGACCCAACCAACGACGAGAGUCUGCGUGUAAACGAUCAUACGACUAGCAUCGAUUUUUUUCCAUCGCGUCCAUCGCACCAUCCAUCGUGCUGACUCGGAUUCACCUCCUGCUUCCGGCUUUGAUGACUGAGGCGAAUUCCUCAGCACUUUGCCUUUCGGGCUCGGAGCGGGGGCCGUCGGAGGCGAUGAGAUCUCGCGUCGGACGCGGAAUCAGAUUCGGAGGCGGGCUAUUCACGGAGGGCACGGGCGGGAGGGACAGUACGUGAUGACGUGGCGCGAGUGUGUCAUCCGCCGCUUUGCAACUGCGACGCCUCUCCCCAAGCCGAGCUCCCUCCCGUGGGAUGCAGUUGACGCAGUCCUGCUGCGAUGACGCCCCACCCUUUCGCAGUUCUGGUCACCGUUUGUUUUUCCCUUCGCAGUUCCUUCAUCAUCAUCGUCGUCAUCGUCGAUUUCUGAGCUCAUCAUGUUUCGUCGUCGUUUACCAUGCAUUUUCUCCUGCACUUCGGUUUCUUUCGUCAUCGAUUCCGUCAUGUUCGUGUUCGCGUUACAGCUACUGUACUUCGCCUCCACCAUCUUUCCAUAUUUGAAGUUCCCACACGUUCUUGCUUCGCAUCCAAUCAAUCUGCUGCAGCAUUCGAAUUUCUCGUUCUCCCGAUUUACUUAUCACGAUUCGCUCGUAUAGCUUACUACGAAGUAGGACAGUAUACGUACCACUACAUUACGAUCGCUGGUACAGUCCGAAAAGAAUAUAAACCUCAUAUCCAA